Molecule: messenger RNA, 1049 nt
Organism: Abrus precatorius (Indian licorice)
Lineage: Eukaryota; Viridiplantae; Streptophyta; Magnoliopsida; Fabales; Fabaceae
Product: RING-H2 finger protein ATL8-like
Exons: 1
Coding region: 141-794 (217 amino acids)
Source: RefSeq, a predicted model, not a curated record
CCUACCCCAAUUAUUUAAGCUUCCAAUUCCACCUCAAAACCCAAAACGCAAAACCAAAACCCUCUCCACUUUCUUUUCUCUCCCUUUUCACUCGCUUACUCACAAACCCAUUUUCUUAUUUUCUCUUCUCUCUCAACAAGAUGACACGCACGCUCAGAAUUCUCAAAUCCGCUGACAACGCCACCGCCGUCGCGGCGGCGCCGCCGCCGGAGGCUGUGGCCCUUGAGUCAGAUUUCGUGGUGAUUCUCGCGGCCCUGCUCUGCGCCCUCAUAUGCGUGGUGGGACUCGUCGCCGUCGCGAGGUGCGCUUGGCUCCGGCGGGGCUCCGGCAACGGAAGCUCUCCUCGGCAAGCUUUGGCGAACAAGGGGCUGAAGAAGAAGGUGCUGCAGUCGCUUCCCAAGUUCGCUUACGUCGAUAGCAACCCGAGCAAGUGGGUCGCGACGUCGGAAUGCGCGAUUUGCCUGGCGGAUUUCGCCGCCGGCGACGAGAUUCGGGUGCUGCCGCAGUGCGGCCACGGGUUCCACGUCGCGUGCAUAGACACGUGGCUCGGGUCCCACUCGUCGUGCCCUUCAUGUCGGCAGGUUCUGGCGGUGGCUCGGUGCCAGAAGUGUGGGCGGUUUCCGGCCACCGGCGGCGGAGUCACCAGAACGGCGGUGAGUGAACCCGAAUUGAAGUCCAGAGAAGACGACAAUGCAGCUAAUAAUAACAAUAAUAAUAGCGGCGGUGUUAGUGGGAGCAGUAACAUGGAACAUCAUCAUAGCCACCAAGUUAACAUUGGUGGUUUCUUGCCAUGAACAUAAAAGUUGUAGCUUUUGUAUUUAUUAGUAGUUUUUUUUAAAAAAAAACUUUUGUACUUUGUAAUCACUUUAAGUUAAUCAAAGAGAUCGGAAUUUGGGCAUUUUUUUUAAACUUUAUAAAUCGUUGCUUAUCUUGCAGAGAUUAGAUUAGUGUAUGUAAUAUAAUAAUGUAUACAUUUGUGGAUUUUUGCGUAAAAGGUGUAAUUAAUCUCAAUAUAAAAGUUAAAAAGUGUAAAAGAAUUUGUCUAUUUA